UAAAGAGCCUAGCUAGUUAGCUUGCGGCGGAGGGAACGUCAAUAGCCAUUUUCCUGCACGUCUUACCGGAGAGAACACCGCUCGUAGCUGGCUUUUAGUUGCAUCUGCUGACAGACAGGGUCACAUUCUCGCAUUUUAACCGGUUAUGUUUCGGGUUUUGCUCUUCUCCUCGCUUUAGUUAGCCGCGUUAGCCUAACGGGCGUCGUAUCUCAAGGUCGUCAAAAUGUCAAGACCACGUUCCCGAUCUCCGAAUUACAGGAGGUUCCCGUGGGAGGAGCCUGGUUUUGAUGCUCAGAGACUCCUUUCAGAGCUUGAUGGAAUCCCGAUGGACAGGAGCCACCACUUCAGAGAAGGUCCAGAAGAACCGAGGGACUACUUCUGGAAGGAGAUGUACCCAGAAGGCCAGAGAAGAUCCCCUUUUUUCCCAGAUGACCAUCAGUUCGGACGUCGUCUGGACCAGGAGGAGUUCUACCAGCGGAGGCCAUCACCCCAUCACGGCUCGAUGCGCUACGAAGACCGGAGGCUUCCCCUACCACAUGAUGGAGGCAACGAUGGACGCCGAGGAGGGUUUAGAGAACACCCGCAGAGUUUUGAAGCCAGGACGAGGUCGCCCCAGUCGCCUCCGAGGUUGAAGAGGGAAAGGUUGACGCCGACGCCUCAGUCAGCCCAGAGGGAGGCGGUGAAGGGCUGGAGGAGGGAGGAACCGGGCCGAGGCCGAGGGAGGCCCAGAGACGUCAGUCCUGGUACCAGACCAGAUGACCAGAGAGCUGCAGCAGACAGGGAGAGAGGAAAGAGGAUCAUGCAAGGUUCUAAUAGAGGCAGACAAAGGGAGAACCCACAUCACGAGAGGAGCCUCGCUUUUAAAAGGCAAAGGAGAGAAAUGGAUGACGCCGAUCAAUUUGGGUACAGGGAGGAGUUUGGGGAACAGGGUUACUCAGUGGACUCACCGGCAGAGGGUUUUGGAGGAGACUCUCGGGGGAAACUUCCCCUCGGAGACAUUCGGCGCUCGAGGCCCGUCGUCAUCGAACACGGUCACGGCAUGACCGGCAGCAGAGAAGUGCCUCGAUGGGAACAGUUUGACAAUCGCAGGGAUCGUGAGCCCGACUUUGAUCGGCAGAGGAGUCCUCGUCCAAUGAGCUCCUCUCAGGAGCGUUUCAGGAUGUCCGACAGCAGGUUGGAUGGUCAAGAAGACACAAGAGAACGGCAUUUUCAAGAUAACCCAAGAGACUCCAACUAUUCUGAAGCUAGGAGGAGCCCAGUACAGGACAGACCAAACACCAUGAGAUUUGAUAACAGAGCUGGUACCAUGAACCAAAUGGGGAGAGGCAGUGAUCGUCCACUGAAAAGGAACUACAACCAGACUCAAGGUGGAAGGAUUGGACAGCCCAGGAGUCAACCACGCCUACAGAAGGGUUACCAAGAGCAUCCUCACGAAGACCAGAGACCAGGUUUCCGACCCUUCAGGGAAGAUUAUGAGGACCACAUCGAAGUGGAGCCUAACUGGGCAGAAGAAGACAAACCCCAACAGUGGAACAGGCCUGGAAGUCUGGACCGAGACCUGAACCGAGACCUGGACCCUAAGAUGCCCCGUCAGAGGCAGCAAGGAUGGAUCAAUCAGAAAACCGACAACGCGACCGUUGUGACGGAGGAAACACUCACAAUCAAAGUGGACAUGAGUCGACCCGUAAACCAAAACAGCUCGCUGUGUUACUCCUCAGACCGGCAGCUCUCUUUAGACCUGGUCAACGUCGGCCGCCAGCGUCUGGACUUCCUGCCCAUGCUGGAGCACUCUGGGACGUACCGGGAGACCGCAAUGCACACUGGGACGUUUGCCCAGGAGAUCAUCACGCUGGUGCACCUCGUCAAAGAUCAGUAUUUCAGAGACGACGGCGUCACCCUGAACGAACGCUUCUCAGCGCCACAGAAAGGCGGUUUUCCAGAGGAGGAGGAGGAGGUGGAGGAGUUGACGCUGGACCAGAGGUUCAGUUCAAACCGAGGCUUCAGUUUAGACAUGAGCUCACUGCUUCAUGACGACGAGCCUCUGUUCUCCAGACUGGGACCCAUGCAGGGUUUGAGCCAGCAGCCGAUCCGAGGCCCCGGCGACCUGCGACACGACCUGGAGAGGAGGCGGCAGGAGAAGCUGGAGGGGGUGAAAGUCACAAUACCAGGAAGCAGCAUGUCACAGCGCCCCCUAGGUCCCGUCAGUGAGCUGGACUUGGACUAUAGUGAGCAGAUGGACCAUGAAGGAUUUUCCAGCUGGGCAGACGAACAGAACCGGAGACGAGACGGCAACAUGGGACCAAGGAGGGGACCUUCAGACAGACUGAACACAGGACCCCAACGCAGGAACAAUCGCUUCAAUAACCGCCGACAGAACAUCCACAGCAGCCCCACAGGUCCCAACUGGUGACCCGACACCGGAUCGUUUCUCUGUGUGGACGUUGGCGACCGAUAAACGAAACAGAAAUCAUGUUCUGGUUCUUGAACUGUGAAGACGUUUCCACUCGGAGAACGGCUGGUGGUUUAAAUAAAUGUGAAACGCUGAAACCCGGAGCGCUGGUCUUUCACACUGUCGGUGUUUCAUCCUCGUUUUAAACAGAUUCAGAAUAUAUGUAAACACUGAUAAUGUUUGAACAUGAAUUUUUCCACAUCAACACGUCGUCCUGCACUUAGGUUUGGCUUCCUAACAGUUCAUUAUGUUGCUAAUAAACAUAAAUGUUAUAUAA
Amphiprion ocellaris (clown anemonefish) is the source of this 2726-nucleotide messenger RNA. RefSeq lists its product as uncharacterized. Gene Ontology annotation, biological process: positive regulation of transcription by RNA polymerase II. The transcript is spliced from 11 exons. The coding region runs from base 224 to 2410 and encodes 728 amino acids. Gene Ontology annotation, molecular function: transcription coregulator activity; DNA binding. The record is from RefSeq and is a predicted model, not a curated record. Gene Ontology annotation, cellular component: mediator complex. Lineage: Eukaryota; Metazoa; Chordata; Actinopteri; Pomacentridae.